GGAGGGAGAGCAUCGCUGGUGCUUUGUCCUACCGGAAGUUUGCGAAUCCAUCUGUUUUAAAAGGUGGUGUAAUAUAGUUGUGAAAUAUCUAACUAUAAAAAAAAGACUAAGAGGAAAAUAACUUAUUUGUCAAUAUUGAAAGGAAAAAAGAUUCGGAUUUAAGUAUUUUGACGUAGUAGUAGUAAGUUGUGGAUUGGAUGAAGUUUAAAUACUAAGGUUACUUUGGUUUCGUCUUGUAGCUGAAAACAAACUAAUAGACUAUCAACUUGAGUGACCUCGCCAAUAAUCUCUGCGGAUAAAAAUGAAAUGAAGCUGCACGAGGAGUGAGAGGAAAAGAAAAGGAAUCCGUAAACUGAUUUUAAUGGAGCUAGACAUUUUUCAGGGAACAAAACAACAACUCUUUGAAAGCGGCGUACAAAAGAGAUGAGUCAUUAAUCAAACCAGAGAGAGAGAGAGAGAGAGAGAGAGAGAGAGAGAGAGAGAGAGAGAGAGAGAGGGGCGUGAGGUGAACCAUUGCUCGGGGGUAGAAGAGAGCAAGGGGGGAUGGAGCGGGGAAGAGCGUGCUACCUCCUCUGCCCCUGCCUGUUCCUCCUGGUGGCUCGAGGCUCCGGACCUGCUGCCUCGGAACGCCUCGCCUCGAACACCACUGAGGAGGGGUCCAUGGUGGUGGUGAGUGCCUCGCGCGGCGCCACGGCCAGACUCCCCUGUGCCAUCACCUCCAGCAGCCCCCCCGCGGAGCCCCCCCUGCUGGUGCUCUGGUACAGGGGCUCCUCCGUCACCCCGGCCUACAGCUACGAUUCCCGCCCAUCAGCACAUCACAGCAGGAUGGGCGGGCGUGGGAAUGGGCGGCAUGAGCAGAGAGGGCGGCAGUGGGCGGACGAGGAGGCGUGGGGCGGUGGUGGGGAGGGCGUGUUGCGGGCAUGGCUCAACACCUCCGCCACCCCCGCCCACUUGGUGAUCUGGGGCGUGCGUGGGCGGGACGAGGGCGUAUACAGGUGCGUGGUGCACUUCAGGGCCGCGCCGUCCUGGGCACAGCGGGUCACUCUCAGGGUGAAAGAUCCUCCGGGCUUCCCACGGCUGCAAGAUGAGUCUGGCCGCCGCCUUGAGGGUCCCAUCGGCCCCUACGAGGAGGGAGAAGCCGUGAGGAUCGAGUGUUUUGUCGUCGGGGAGCCCCCGCCGAGACUGGAGUGGGGCGGGGCGGCGCGACGGGACGGGGCGACGGAGGAGGUGCUGUUGGGGAAGAGGAUGGCAAGAAAAACACUCACACUUGUGGCCUCCCGAGCCCUCUACCGCGCCUCCUUCACCUGCUCCUCCUAUGCACCCUCCUCCUCCUCCUCUUCCUCUUCUUCCCUCAACAUUUCUUCUUCCUUCUUUCCCUUCUCUUCAUCCUUCUAUAAAACCUCAUCUCCUUCCUCCUCAUCUUCUCUCUAUUCUUCCUCCAUAUCUCCGUCUUCCUUUACUUACAAAAACAUCUCUUCCUCUUCCUCCUCUAAUAAUAUCUUUUACAAUAUAUCCUCUUGGUCUUUGUCUCCCUACCAUGCUUCCUCCUCCUCCUCUUCCUCUUCUUCCUCUUCCUCCUCCACAAAGCUUCGUCCGCUGUUCACCGCCACCGCCAUCCUCAUGCUGAACCUGCCGCCCCUGGAGGUGAGGCUGGAGGCGCCGCGCGGGGGCUGGGUGGCGGCGGGGCAGGCGGCCAGGUUCCGGUGUGUGGUGGUGGGCUGCGCGCCGCCGCCGGUCAUCCAGUGGAGGCUCCGCGGUCGACGCCUUAACACACACACCGCGCUGCAUCAUCAGGAGGGAGGCAACGUGAGCAUCAGCACGGUGAGGGUGAGGCCGCAGCACACGGAUGACAAGGCCCCUCUGGAGUGUCGCGCCUUCAGUCCUCGCCUCGCGUCCCAGGCCCUCCAGCACCACCUUCUGCUGAGUGUUCGCUUCGUGCCCGUGGUCACCUUGGAGGCAGGUAAGCCGGAAGGUGAAGCCGUAGCCGUCCAACAGGGCAGCUCCGUCACCCUCACCUGUCACGUGAGGGCCAACCCACCUGUCUUCAACGUCACCUGGUUUCAUAACGGCCGUGCGUUGCCUCAGGCCGCCAGUGCCGUGGGAGCUCUGAACACCACGCUGCUAAUUACCAACUUGAUGGAGUCCUCAGCGGGGCUGUACACUUGCAUGGGAAGCAACCUGGAGGGCGACGGGCAGAGCAACGCCUUACAACUGGACGUGACGUACCGUCCUAUGUGUGCCUCGACGUCUACUCAGCCACAGGUGUACGAGGUUUCUGCAGGCUCUGACGUGACUCUGAGGUGUGAGGUGAAGGCUAAUCCCGCCCCCUUCGCCUUUACCUGGGCCCUCGAGAACACGGCAGACGGCUCCCUCACGCGGCUGCUGACGGCGCGGCGGGGACGGAAAGGCCUGGCAGGGCGCUACACCCUCAGAGACGUUCGUGGGGCCGUUCAGUUGCUGUGUUGGGCCAGGAACGCCGUUGGCACGCAGACGACGCCGUGCAAGCUUACAGUCCGCCCCCACAAAAGAGGGGUUGACAGUGUCCUCGGCAGCUGCAGCGUCGAUAACCACUCGGCUUCGGGGUUCACGGUGACUUGUGACGAGCCGGCUCCCAGUCAGGGGGGGCGCUUCACCCUCUCCGUCUACUCGCAGGCAGGAGACAAUACAAGGCGAGAUGAAGAAAAGAAGAAAAAUGAGAGUUAUGACUGGAAGAAGAAGGAAGAAGCGGAAGAAGGGAAGGAGGGGAUCGAAGACGAGAAGGAGGAAGGGGAUAGGGACGAGGAGGAGAAAGGAAAAGUAAAAACAUCCCUCCACAACCAAAGUGAUUUACUGAAGAGCUUGAAUUCCUCUUUACCCAUCUUUCGGGUGGACGGGUUGAGGGCAGGGCAGAGGGUGGUGGUUGUGGUGAAGGUGGUCAGGGAAGAAAGAAUUAGUGAGCUUAAGGUCCUAACUACCUCCACCCUCCCAGACGAUACUGCCAACCCGAACCGAAUAAGUGCUCCGAAAAGGCCUAUCAACGCUACUGAAGACGGCACUGAAGAGGGGGAUGGAGGAGGUGGCGAUAAAAAAGACGAAAACAGAGGAGGAAGGAAACGGAACAGAAUGGCUCCAGAUGGCUCGUUAGGCUUCAAGUUUCUCGUUUUCUUUGUGUUCCUGAGUGUUGUCCUCGCCCUCUCAGCCCUCGCCACCUGUGUUGUGAGGAAACGAAGCGAAGUGCCUGUUAGUCGGGGCUGUGGACAGAUAAAAGAGCUGUGCUUGACAUCCCAUCAGGCCUCCUCCAUCACCAAAGAAAAGGAUGUUCUUUCCCUCUCCCUGAAUGGUCCGUUUAUGGGAGAAGAACAGACGACGAUGACGAACGAAAGGAAGAGAAAGGGGAGAGAGGCAACAAUAAGGAGGAAACGCUACAGUAAUUAUGAAGCAGGUGGUGGGGCUGGUGAUCGUGGCGGCGGCGGUGGCGGCUGUAAGGAUGGCAUCUUCUACUUACGCCUCAGCCAUCUGCCGCCGAUAAACUACCCUCCUGCGGGACUGUCCUUCUCCCCGACAGCUAUUCAAAGUGCGGGUAACAUCGACGGCCUGCGAGUAAAGAAAGCAGGACAAGGGAGGGCAAGGCGGAGUGCUGUGCAGGACGGCAACACGGGCAGCGCAAGGAACCAUAUGUUGUGUAGGCUAUGAAGACACACACACAGACAGAAAAGAUAACAGUACUGCUUAAUUAUUUGGAACCUUGACUUCACCGCACGUUUAAGAGAGUGAAUAGCACAGGUAAGUGUGCAUUAAGACACAGAGAGGAAGCAGGCUCUCACGGGUCAGUUAACAUGCCUUUUUUGUAUGUAAAAAAAGGUUUGAUAUAACAGUGUAAAGUGAAGAAGAUCAAGACACUGACACGUGUCAUGUCUGCUCUGUUCGUAUAUAUAUUUAUAC
Eriocheir sinensis (Chinese mitten crab) is the source of this 3921-nucleotide messenger RNA. RefSeq names its product hemicentin-2-like. NCBI's taxonomy places the organism in Eukaryota, Metazoa, Arthropoda, Malacostraca, Decapoda, Varunidae. The coding region runs from base 544 to 3672 and encodes 1042 amino acids. The record is from RefSeq and is a predicted model, not a curated record. The transcript is spliced from 18 exons.